Messenger RNA from Erigeron canadensis, 639 nucleotides. RefSeq names its product TMV resistance protein N-like. The transcript has a single exon. Gene Ontology annotation, biological process: defense response. The record is from RefSeq and is a predicted model, not a curated record. Lineage: Eukaryota; Viridiplantae; Streptophyta; Magnoliopsida; Asterales; Asteraceae. Bases 1 to 639 code for a protein of 212 amino acids. Gene Ontology annotation, molecular function: ADP binding.
AUGGAGGCUACCGAAGAAGUCCCCAUUGUGGGGAUAUGGGGGAUGGGAGGGAUUGGUAAGACAACUAUUGCCCGAGCCUUGUUUAACACAAUUGCUCAUAAGUUUGAGGGUAGUAGCUUUGCUACUGAUGUUGGAGAGAAUAGCUCUAGUAAAAAGGAUAUAUGUGUCUUACAAGAGAGGAUUCUAAAUAAUAAUUUAGGGAAGCAUCAUGGGUACAAGAUAGAGGAUCGAGAUCAGGGAGCCGAAAUGUUACAAGAAAGAUGUUGCAGAAAGAAGGUUCUUCUUGUUCUUGAUGACGUCAAUAAUGACAAGCAAUUAAAGUUCCUAGCUGCAACAGGUGAGUGGUUUGGUCCAGGGAGUAGAAUCAUCAUAACCACUAGGGAUCAACAUUUGUUAUCAUAUGCGGAUGAAAUGUACAAACCAGCUACUUCAAGUGGGGAUCAAGCUAUUGAGCUCUUUAGUAGGCAUGCUUUUAAUGAAAGCCCUACACAAGGAUACGAGGAGUUGUCAAUUCGUGCAAUUCACCAUGCUCGUGGUCUUCCUCUAGCAUUGGAAGUUUUAGGCUCAUUCUUUCAUGGACGGAAAUCAAAUGUGUGGGAAAGUGGUCUAAUUAAAGAGACUAGCCAAAACACAAGAUAA